AUGGCUAUCCCUUUGCACCGUUUCCUGCAUACUCUCUUAGCCAUGUUGCCAUUGAUCAUGGCUUUACGACAGGUCCGGCAUGACAGCAACUUUAAGCCCGACUACGUUCUGAGAAUCACUGCCGAAAAUAUCACCACUGCAUGUAGGACAAGGCUUUCUGCUGUGGUUAAUAGAACCUUGCCUGGGCCUACUCUUUAUCUGAAAGAAAAUCAGACCACAUGGAUCAGGGUAUACAACGAUCUACCCUCUGACAAUUCAACAUUACAUUGGCACGGUUUAAGUCAAUCCGUUGCACCGUGGGCAGAUGGUACUCCCCAAGCAAGCCAAUGGCCUAUCAAAGCACAACAUUUCUUCGAUUAUGAACUUCGACCUCAGAUCGGUGAAGCCGGUACUUACUUCUAUCACUCUCAUGUUGGUUUCCAAGCAGUCUCCGCUUCUGGACCACUGAUUGUGGAAGAAGCGGAGAGACUCGUUCCGUACGAAUAUGACGAGGAGCGGAUGCUGUUCUUGUCGGAGUUGUUUAACAAUACGGAUAAGACGAUUCAAGAGGGACUUACUGCUCCUCUGACUGGAUUCCUGUGGCCUGGAGAAUCAGAGUCGAUACUUGUUAAUGGUAACGGGCUCCCAGCACUUCUCGGAAACGAAACAGAUGCCAACAUGCCUCCUGACAAUGCAGAUCUGUCUGGCGGCAACACAACAUGUCACCCUGAAAUCAUCGAAGUCGAAGCAAACAAGACAUACCGUUUCCGAGCAAUCGGAGGAGUGGCUUUGAGCCCGUUAGUCCUUGCUUUUGAAGACCAUGGCAACCUUACUGUUAUCGCGGCGGAUUCAUCGUAUACGCAACCGGCUGAAACUGAUAUCAUCCAGAUGGCCGCGGGACAGCGAUAUGACUUUUUACUCCAUACGAAGACAGAGGAAGAGCUACAAGCCCUUGCCAAGAACAAGUUUUGGAUACAGAUCGAAACGAGGUAUCGUGAGCAAAACGAUACAUUUUAUGCGGUUCUUUCAUAUACGCAAAACAACGCCAGCGCUAAGGCAUUGUCGCCGCCUGCUCAAUCCCCAGUGUCGAUUCCGUAUGACUUACAAGAUUGGUUGGAGUAUACUUUGGAGCCAUUAACGCCAAAUGACUUUCCCAGUUCUGAUCAAGUAACUCGCCGAGUAGUCAUGACUGCCGCCCGACUAAACGCCGCAUCUGGUCAAUUUUGGACCAUCAAUAACCACACGUGGACAGACACCAAUCAACACGAAGGAGAUACACCAUUCAAUAGUACUACCCCAACUGAUGAUACUCCCUACUUAGUGAACGUGUAUAAGCAAGGCGAACGAGCCCUACCAAACUAUGAAAAUUCCAUCAAAAAUAACGGGUGGGAUGCCGAGCUCAACGUGUUCGCAGCUGAAAUGGGCGAGGUAGUCGAUAUUAUUCUUGUUAAUGAACCAGUCGGUGUUGUUGGGGGAUACGAUGCCCAUCCAUUCCAUUUCCAUGGAGCUCACGUGUGGGAUAUGGGAAGUGGUCCAGGAGUAUAUAACGCUACAGUCAAUGAAGAAAGACUGAAGAGCUAUAAUCCCAUUGUUCGAGAUACGAGCUUGUUGUUUAGAUAUGGUAGUUCUUAUCUUGGAGAUGGCCAUAAUUAUACCAGUCAAGGAUGGAGAGCUUGGAGGUUGAAAGUGACGGAUCCUGGUGUCUGGAUGGUGCAUUGUCAUAUUUUACAACACAUGAUUCUGGGUAUGCAGGCUGUCUGGAUUAUGGGAAAUGCAACGGAGAUAACACAUGGUGCGUUCCCGGAGUUGGUGGCAGGCUAUCUUACUUAUGGUGGAGAUGCAUAUGGGAAUGCGACUUAUGCUCCAUUUGUGACUCACUACUAUGAAGAUUGA
Messenger RNA from Talaromyces marneffei, 1872 nucleotides. RefSeq lists its product as uncharacterized. The transcript has 6 exons. The record is from RefSeq and is a predicted model, not a curated record. NCBI's taxonomy places the organism in Eukaryota, Fungi, Ascomycota, Eurotiomycetes, Eurotiales, Trichocomaceae. The coding region runs from base 1 to 1872 and encodes 623 amino acids. Gene Ontology annotation, molecular function: oxidoreductase activity; copper ion binding.